UGGAGCGAUAACUCUACUUUCACUUUAACCUUCUCGACCUAAAUAAACGUGAACAUGUCACAGAAAAUUGCAGUCGUUGGCAGUGGUUUGAUUGGCCAGAAUUGGUCAAUGAUCUUUGCUAGUCGGGGAUACAAGGUCAGUGUUUUUGAUGUAGAUCAAGGUCAGAUAACUCGAGCAGAGAAGAACAUUUCAGUGACCUUGACCCAAUAUGAGAAGGAUGGGUUCCUCCGGGGGGAGAUUCCAGCUGCAGAACAGACCAAACUUGUGACUUUCACAAGUUCACUACAAGACUGUCUUUCAGGGGCCAUAUAUGUUCAGGAAUGUGUUCCAGAGAACUUGGAGCUGAAGAAGAAGGUGUUUGCUCAAAUAGAUGAGUUAAUAGAUGGAGAAACACUUGUGGCCAGCUCUAGCAGUUGUCUCCCUUCAUCUGCUUUCACAGAGAGCCUCAAAAACAGACACAACAUGCUUGUAGCUCACCCAAUAAACCCACCAUACUUUGUGCCAUUGGUUGAACUGGUUCCCGCUCCUUGGACCAAACAGGAAGUGAUAGCAAAAGUCAGGGAGCUCAUGGAGAAAGUAGGUCAGUCCCCCAUCACUCUUAGGAGGGAGAGCCUGGGGUUUGCUCUCAACAGAAUACAGUAUGCUGCCAUCAAUGAGUGCUGGAACAUGUACCAGUCUGGCUUACUGAGUGCUGAAGACAUAGACAAGGUCUGUUAUGAUGGCUUGGGACCCAGGUAUGCCUUCAUUGGACCCCUGCAGACUAUGCAUCUCAAUGCCGAUGGCAUUGUGGACUACUGCAAGAGGUAUGCAGAUGGUGCCUAUAAUGUACAAAAAGAGACUUUUAAACCAAUCCCUGUGCAGUAUGAUGUAGAGACAGCAGAGAAGAUCCAGGCUGAAUAUAAUGCUUCAAUUCCAUUGGAUAAAAUUCCAGAGAAGAGGAAAUGGAGAGAUGCAAGACUUGCAAAUUUAGCAAAAAUGAAGAACCAUUUGGAGAAAGACUCAUAGAUGUGUAAUGACUUAAUUAAACCUGUAAAUUUUAGGAUUAUAUUUACUUCUAAGAAGUAUGAUUUCUUUUUAUAAAAGUUGUAAUACAGACACUACACAAAUAAUUAAACAAGACUUAUCAGUAUUUUGUUUUGACAUUUUACAAAAAGAUUGAUAUAACAUAUGGACCAAAUAGAUUUCUUUUAUCUAUUUUGGACGUUGUAUGUCCAAAGACCAUUAAAUAUUCAAUAAAUGUCUGUCUAGAGGAGUGCAUGAUUAUUUACAAAGAAAAAAGAAAAAGAACAACAAAAUCAGCAUUUACUGUAUUUAGAAAAAGAAAAAGAAACAUUAUAUGACUUACCAUUGAGUGCAAACACAGGGAAACUUGGUUUAGAAGAAGAUAUAUAUGUAUAUAUAACACAUAAAACCAAAUUCUUGCAGACUGCUGCUUUUAAAAAACGACAAAACUUAUUACAACCACACCUCUCCCCUGCUUCAUAUCGCAGUAUUAAAAAUGGGAUACAUUUUCCCGUUUCUUUUAACAAAAUUAUGAACAGUGUUUUAACAUAUAAGAUGGAUAAAAGAUAAACCUUCCUUUAACCCAGACUUUGUUAUACCCAAGUUCCUUAUAGGCAAGUUUUACUGUAUUCUUGUAGCCGGUCCUGCACCAAAUGAAUUAGGCAUUGAACAUUCGCAGUGCUUUGGGGUAUUCUUUAAACUAUGUUAGACUGGUUGAAAAGCUAAAAACUUCUAUCAUCAGUGAAAGAUGAAACAUACUCAAUUGCCAACAAACUUAAGCGAAUAGGAUGCGUGAAGAGCAGCAACAAUACCAUUGCCCAAGAAGAUGUAGUUUGAGUAUCCACCCCACUUCCUACAAUUUACACGAGGAACCAACAUUUUAAAAAGUAUAUUCUGGUAUAUUAUUGGGUAGUUAAUAUGUAUCUUGUUAUGAAAUAAACAUCAUUUUAUGUUGAUCUUACAAAGAAAGAUCAAAUCUAUUUUUAUUCCUAAAAUAUUCUCUUUUAAAAGCUAAAAUAAACCAAUAUUUGACAUUGGUUCUUUGCAAUUUUCCUUAUAUAUGUCAAAGAAGUACAAGUUUAUCUAGAUAACAGUUUCAUAGCUGUGGAAAACAGAGAACUGACGUAAUGUUCGAUAUCUGUAAGGCACAUGUAUAUGACACGUUAUGCAUUAACAUGCUAUAGUAUAUGUUCUGAAGAAAAAUGUACAUCAAAGGAUUUUAAAUUUAUUUUUUGAUUUAUUGUGAUACAUAGUUAUAAACACACAUUAUAUAAUCAAUUCCCGGGGUUUUGUUGUCUUUGGAGAAACAUAUUAAUUACAAAAAACACAUUACUCGAACCCAUUUAUACUGAAACCUGUAGUACUUCUGAAAGUUAGCCUUUUCUACAUGAGCUAUACAUG
Magallana angulata is the source of this 2403-nucleotide messenger RNA. Its product is annotated as lambda-crystallin homolog. The record is from RefSeq and is a predicted model, not a curated record. The transcript is spliced from 6 exons. Gene Ontology annotation, biological process: fatty acid metabolic process. Gene Ontology annotation, molecular function: NAD+ binding; oxidoreductase activity, acting on the CH-OH group of donors, NAD or NADP as acceptor. NCBI's taxonomy places the organism in Eukaryota, Metazoa, Mollusca, Bivalvia, Ostreida, Ostreidae. The coding region runs from base 55 to 1005 and encodes 316 amino acids.